This is a messenger RNA of Malania oleifera, 1587 nucleotides long. RefSeq lists its product as uncharacterized. The transcript has a single exon. The record is from RefSeq and is a predicted model, not a curated record. Bases 125 to 1195 code for a protein of 356 amino acids. Lineage: Eukaryota; Viridiplantae; Streptophyta; Magnoliopsida; Santalales; Ximeniaceae.
AUCUCCACCACAAACGCUUUGUCUGUUAAACCAGCGAAUACUUGAAUUCGUUAAUGGCGUUCAUCUACUAGGGUUCCUCUUCUUCUAACCUUUGUAUUUCUGCAGAGAGCUGAGGGCAUUGAAAAUGUCAAUGUUAAAUAUGUCCAUCUCAAUUCCAACACCUCCUCACUCCAUCUCAUUCUCCGGGGUUUUAACCGGUCCAAACCAUCUUUUCCUCUGCUCAAAGCUCUCUCAGCUAUCGAUACGCUCUCCCUCCAUCCCCAUCAAAUGGACGACGAUUCGCAUGGGCGGAGGCCCCAGAACGUACCCAGGCGGAGUAUCGAAGUGGCAAUGGAAGCGAAUGCAGAGAAAGAAAGCGAAGUUGCUCCUUAAGGCUCGGCUCUCCCGUGAGCGCCAGAUUUACGAGAUGCGCAAACGUGCUGAGCUGCGAGCCGCUGCCUUGGAGCUUGAGAGGCCUUGGGAGCCCGUAGAGAAGGCGCCCACAUUGUUAUCUGUGAGCGCGGACGAGCAGCUGAAGGUCUUGGCCGAUAGGUUUCAGAAGCCGGGCGGCUUCGAUCUCUGGUCUGACAGAGACGGGCCGCAGUUGUUUGAGACGCCCGCUGAAGAACCUGUGGAGAGAUUUUUCCCUAAGGGGAUUGUUCACAGCAUUGCGAGGCCCUAUGGGCGAAUUUCUCAGUUCCAUUCGGAUGGUGGCCAUGAAUUGUCAUUGCCGAGCAAUGUUUCGGGAGCUAGUGAUGGCCGCUCAAUUGUGAGACAAAGAAACGGUUAUAAGAAUUCAGGAAGAUUGAGGGGUGGUUCAUUUAGUGCAGGGACGGUCGACGUUGGGAAUUUGUCUACGAGUGGCAGUAAUUCAGAUGCAGAGAGUUCCGAUUGGAAUGAUUCUGUGGAAUUAUGGCAGGUGGGUGUAUCAGGGAAUGUUAAUGGAACUGCUAUUGGAAAGAAUACUAGCAGUCAGAUUUGGAAGAAAGGGGGCAGAAGAAGGUCUGGAUCGCCAGUUUCUAAUGGUUUAGAGGAGUUUGAUUCAGGACAGAGCGGUUCUGGCACAGACCAAAGUGUGAAGAUUUCCGUGAGGCACAGUGGAAGGCAUAGUCGUGUUGGUCAGCUCAAAAGGGGCAAUGGUUCACAGGAAUUGAAAUAUUCACGUACUGAAGCCUAUGAUAUGAGUUUGCAAAAAGAUGGGAGUUAUAAGUAUUAAAUAGGGUAGCAAUUAUAGCUUGAAUUUUGAGGAAACAAUGUUUGUUGAACCGUCAUUGAAUUCAGUUUCAAAAGCAGUUGGACAUAAUUGCAGGAAAAAUUGCAGGCAACAUUAGAAGCAGUUUGCUUAGGGAAAAAAGUACGUCUAUGCUUUUGGGUUGAAACUGGUGCUGGAAGAAAUUGUUGAAUGAGAAUGAAAUAUACCUUUGAGUUAUAUAUCUUUGGAUCUUCCAUCCAUCCUGUGGUAUUUGAACUGUACUAGGUAAGAGCUAUGAUUUACCUGUUUGUACCUGUGCAUAUUCACAUUAUAUUUCAAGCUUCAGUUAGAAUGUAAUUUAUUGACUCUUUGUAUGUUAUAAAGUUUUUGAAUGGAAAUGUUGGUUAUUAUCAGAA